CAGGCCCAUGAUUUAUAUGCAUUGGCAACUUUUCUUUGCAGGUCAGGUUGGUUCUUUGGAGCAAGAAAUCUAUAAAAUAAAGUGUGAACUAAAUUUUCUAUAUUAUUAUUACCUUUUUUUCUUCCCAAAUAUGCAUUCGUUAGUUUACUUAUUUGAUAUUGAACCACCUUUUGUAAUUUCCAUACUCUCUGUUUGCUGAUUAUUUAGUACAUCUAUACGUUCCUGUAAUUGUCCAAUGAUUGCAUGAGUCGUAUCUGGAAUUAAAGUUAUCCUAUGAAAUAUUUAUAGCUUCCCUAUCAUGACAUUACAUUAAAUGCAACAUGGCUUGAACCGUUUAUUUACAGUAAAUGAACGUAUUGCAAUGAUCCCAAGUUAAUCUCUCUAGAUUUUCAUCUAUCAUAUGUGAAUAAGAAUUAUGGUAUUGUUUGAGGUACUAAAGAUUGGUGGCUAACCUCUGUCUGUUGUCAUUGAUAGUGAUGCACCUGCUGGUUUAUAUGUACCCAUGUCCUUAUCCAUCCACCACUCUACACUUGUUCUAAACUGAAUAGCCCAUCAAAUAAUCGACUGCAGCCUCCAAAACCCAUCAGUGAUUAGGUUGGCCAAGAAUAUGGCAACUCAAAUACCUAAUUAUAGGCCUGUGAGUUUAGCAAGUGUGUUUUCCUUUUGUUCACUAACACACACACAUGCUGAACAUUUGUCCUCUACUAAACAUUUGCAUCGUGUUGUUCCACUUAAUCGGAUCUUGAACCAGUUUCCAUAUAUCUUCAUACUCUUCAGUUUUUGUACAAUGCUACAGGUUGGUGCUUGGUAUGGUUUAGAUCAACAACAGAUUAUUGGUCUACAUAGAAGCUUGGGAUUGAGCUCUUAUUUCAAGGCUGGUUGUGCUUGCUACGGUCGGGUUCUGGCUGGGAUGAUUUGGAGAUGGAAUAGGCAGAUUCUGUUGAGAUUACCAAUGCACCUACCGUUGAUAAGCUUAAUGAGCUUAAAGCAUUUAAAGAAGUGUUUUAACAACGCUUUUUAAGGGAUGACACUGCAAGGGAGAACACUUCAACUAGUUAGAUUUUGUUUUGUUCUUUUAGAUUGAACAAGAAUUACUUAUCUUUUAGUUUUUUAGAAUUUAAAGACGAGGGGUUGUAAUUUUUGGUUUCACAUAACUUCAAAUUCUAUUGUCAAACAUCUUUUGAGUAAUGAAAUUUUCAUUUGUUUAUGAUUGA
Molecule: messenger RNA, 1214 nt
Organism: Spinacia oleracea (spinach)
Lineage: Eukaryota; Viridiplantae; Streptophyta; Magnoliopsida; Caryophyllales; Amaranthaceae
Exons: 3
Coding region: 608-1021 (137 amino acids)
Source: RefSeq, a predicted model, not a curated record